CUUUUCUUUUCCGGGUCUGGCCACUCUGUCUCUCAGCUUCUUUUCCGUACCUGCCUGCUUUCUGUGGCCCAGUGUUUCUGUUUUUCUUCUGCGUGACUGUCGAUCGGGUGCUCGCGUUUUCUUCCACCACCGCUGGGUACUGCAGCUCCAGCCCGUCCCUCCCUCCUUUUGCUCGUGUUCUGUUUCGCGGCGCGUGUCUGAGUAUCCCGAGUGCGAGCGAGCGUCCCUUUCCUUUGCUUUCGCUUCCGCGUUUCGGUGUCUCUCUACCUCUUUCCACUGCUUUUUUCUCGCGCCUCUCCGUGCGGUAAGUCGUUGAGCUCGACGGGGUCCUGGCAGAGGCAGAGAAAGGCGGGGAAAGCGAGUUCUCUGCGCGGGAGAUCUGCGCGCGCAAGACGUGUGUCUUCUUGGUGCUCUUGCUUCCGCGGAAAUGCAUCUUUGAAAUGCGAGAGAACAAUCCCAAAUGUUCGGUACAAAGGGGGAGAAGAGAAGAGGGGUCUGUCGCGUCGGGGGGUUGAAAGCGUGGAGAAACCUCCGCGACACGAACAUUGCGGCUUUGUUCGUCCUUUCCAAAAAUAAAAGAACCGUUCGCCCUCUUUCUCCCCAGAGAUUUUUUUUCGUCCGACAGCCCCUCGUCUCUUUCGAAUUUCUGGUUUCUCUGGCUGGUCUCCUCGCGCUUUUUCUUCUACGUGGGUCUCCCGGCUGUCUCUGGACUGUCCCCUCCUCCUCCCCACUGCCCCUCCUCCCCCGCCCCCCCAGCGACCCCCACCGCCACACCCUCUCGUUUUUCUUGUCUCCAAAGAACGAGCAAGAUGGCGCCUCUGCGUGUGUGCGCGUUCUUGCCUCUCGUCUGUUUCGCUUUUCUGUCUCUGGCGGCGGGAGCGAAGAUCCGCAUCGACCCGAUGACCCACGACGUUGCGCUGGUCACUCAGCAGAACUGGGACGGGAAGGUCCAGAAGUUCCGAGCUCAUCAGGUCUUCGCCGUUCUGUUUUACAAGGACGGCUGCUCAGAGUGUCAAUCUCUUCUCGACGGAGAAUUCAACACGCUCGCGAAGAAGAUGAAGGGGAUGGUGGGCGUCCUCGCGGUCGACUGCGGCGAGAGCGCGAAGCUGUGCACAGACCAGAAUGUCUCCUCGUACCCAACCAUUCUCAUUUUCCCGCCUCUCCCGUUGCCGCCGUACAAAUUCGAGGGAACACCUAACUACGCGUCUUUGUCGAAGGCAGUGGGCCCUCUUAUUCCCUCCAGCGUCAUUAUCCCGACGGACAUGAAGGAUUUUGAGAAGGCGAUGGCCACUCACGUCCAGGUCCCGAAAGUGCUCGUUUUCUCCGAUAAGCCGAAAGCAUCGGUUCUUCUCAAGGCUCUCAGCACUGCCUUCAAGGACAAGCUGCACUUGGUUAUGAUCAAUGCCGAGAAGCUCCCCGAAGUCGUGAAGAAGUACCGCGUCACCAAGUUCCCGCACAUCGUCGUGACCCGGAAGGACAAGAAGGACGAAGCCUACAAAGGCGAGUUCAACUUCCAGGUGCUCUUCGACUGGCUUAACGUUUUCUCGGAGACCUUCGUCCUCGGGGGCGGCUUCUCGGACCACACGCCGAAGGCAGAGCCCUCUCCGGAAACGCAGCCGUGGAAAUUCCAAGUUAUUCCAGAGUUGACGAAGAGGUCGAACGUCGAUCUGUGCUUCAAGAAGAGUCUCAAGGCGCUCUGUGUGAUUUACUUGAAGCAAGGCCGCGAGUUGACGGCCGAGGAAACGGACAUGCUCGAGGCGCUCAAGUACCAAUAUGACAGCGGCAAAGGGCCUGACUUCCGAUUCAUGUUCAUGGACGUCGACACCGAAACUGGCUUCCGUGACUUGUUCGCCAUGGAGUCCUACCCCUCCGUCGUCGUCUUCAACCCCCACCUCAAAACGCGCUUCACCAAACUCGACGCAGACGAGCAUCUCUCCAAGGAAAGCAUCGCGAGCCUCCUGGACAAAAUCUCUUCUGGAAACGCCCGCUUCAAGGUUGUGCCAUCGAGCAAGAUGCCGUCGUUUGUGGACCGCAAGGAAGAAACAGAGAAGAAGGAGAAGGCAGACAAGAAGGACGAACUGUAAAUGGUUUCUUCGUCUGGAAAUCGAAGGGCGUUGAUGGGAAUUUUCUGUUUAUUUUGUCUUCCCAUAAAUUCUAUUUUCGACGGAACCUGACUAUCGAACGGCCUGUCCUGAAUGAACUCUUGAACUUGUCUCACCGACCUACUAGCCGCCUGAUCAUUACAUCUACCGGAUCUCUGUGUGGAAGUUCCCUUUCCUGUCUCUCCCCGUCGUACGUUUCUCCGAUAUAGAGUGGUAAAACUGAGACACUCUCUACACGCACGGGUGAAGGCGUCCCCGCGCAUGGGCAUGUAAUGCUCUGUCUGAAGAUUCUGUCGCC
This is a messenger RNA of Toxoplasma gondii ME49, 2400 nucleotides long. Its product is annotated as thioredoxin, putative. Lineage: Eukaryota; Apicomplexa; Conoidasida; Eucoccidiorida; Sarcocystidae. The record is from RefSeq and is a predicted model, not a curated record. The transcript is spliced from 7 exons. Bases 810 to 2084 code for a protein of 424 amino acids.